This is a messenger RNA of Cucurbita maxima (winter squash), 722 nucleotides long. Its product is annotated as dormancy-associated protein homolog 3-like. Bases 68 to 454 code for a protein of 128 amino acids. The record is from RefSeq and is a predicted model, not a curated record. NCBI's taxonomy places the organism in Eukaryota, Viridiplantae, Streptophyta, Magnoliopsida, Cucurbitales, Cucurbitaceae. The transcript has 3 exons.
CCCGUUCGCCUCACUCUCUCCGACCCUUUUCUGAUCGGAACUCUCUCUCUCUCGCUCUCUCUCCGCCAUGGGGCUACUGGACCAGCUGUGGGACGACACGCUUGCCGGACCGAUGCCGGACUCCGGUCUGGGAAAGCUCCGGAAGCACCCAUCCUUCACUUCCCGGUCCACCGCCGUCAAGGAAUCCAAUGGGAAGAGUUACGAGGAAGGAACGCCGCCGUCCUCGACGGAGGAGCCACUUAAAGUUUCCAGACGAAUUAUGAUCGUAAAGCCGCCGGGAUAUCAGUACGGUUCGCCGCCGGUUUCGCCGGGCGGCUCCUCCACGCCGCCGCUUUCUCCUUUUUCCGAGAAUCAUUCCGAUUUCGAAGAAGAUCGACGUCAGAUGCUUACGAGAAGACGACAAGCGAAGUCGGAACUCGGACUCCUACUUCUCCUUAUGACAUGCGAGAUAUGAUAUGAUAUGAACUCGUAAUCUUCUUCAGCUUGAUGGGUCGAUGACCGAUGAUGACUAUGAUGUAAUAUGAGUCCUUAAAAAAGUGUUAGCCUUUUGUUGGGAAAUGUCGAAAACAGAGUCGUGAGUUUACGUGUGCAAUAGUUCUAAUUAUGUGUUUGGGUUUGUUAUGAAGCGUGUGUGGGGGCAUGUUGUUGUGUAUAUGAAUGAGUGAUGGUUGUAGUUAUCACUUGUUAUAAUGCCUCAAUUAACAAUAAUGGUGUUUUUUUAA